AUGAAGCUACUCUCUCCAAUCCAACCACCGGAUCCUCGUAUCGUACUCGCACAUGGAGAUCGUUUUACCAUUGAGGAAGAUGACAGAAUCCGUAAGAACUGGCUCAAAAUUACACGGAGAUACGGAUUCAUCUAUGAGGACGCUCGCAUUUAUGUGGGAUAUGUUGGUAGCCUGGAGUCGGUAAAAGAACAAAGGCGUCAGAAUGAUCUGCUUAUCAAAAUAGCAAUGUGGCCACAACUAUGUCGAAAAUUGGAAUGGCGAAGUGCAGCACAGAUCCAGCGACGAAUGAUGAUCAUUUUUGAUCCCUAUUAUAUCGGAGGUCCUUCACCAUUGUCACAGGAGACAGUUCUACGCAUUCAUGAACUUGCUCUUCGUGGUAAAACUCGAUAUCAAAUUGCUGAGUCCUUGGGCAUAUCGAAAAAACGAGUUGAUAACGCUUUUACCCACCAAAAGCACCGAUUGGAGCGUCUUGGUUGGACUGCGAAGGACGUCGCCCAAGACCCAACCAUGUUGGAACGAAAUUGUCUCCCGAGGGAUAGAUACUACAGGCUAUUUGAGGUCGUUGUAUCCAAGUCUUCGUUAUCUGAGUCAAAAGUUGCCGAGUAUCUUCGGUCUUGUCCAUCGGACCUCAAGUCCAUCCCUGCUAAUUUCAACUGGAAUGAACUUAUUCCGUUGUUUCGACCGCUGCAAGCUCCCGAGAUCAAACAUGAGUGGCGGAGCAUUUUGAAACAGCUGAGCAAGUUAUACCUCGCCUACCUUGAGUCAUUUGACGAAAACCAAGCAUGGGCCUGUGCGAAAGCUGAGGUCAUGCCAGAAAGGCGAUUUUCGAUCUCUGAUUUAAUACAUUACACAAAAGCUCUGAGGAAGUGCACUGAUAAAGAUGCUAACACACUCCGUUCUCAGUUCAUAGAUAAAGGGAAGCUCGUGAAAAAACUAGCUGCCAAAGGCAUNCUGAGCAAGUUAUACCUCGCCUACCUUGAGUCAUUUGACGAAAACCAAGCAUGGGCCUGUGCGAAAGCUGAGGUCAUGCCAGAACAGCGAUUUUCGAUCUCUGAUUUAAUACAUUACACAAAAGCUCUGAGGAAGUGCACUGAUAAAGAUGCUAACACACUCCGUUCUCAGUUCAUAGAUAAAGGGAAGCUCGUGAAAAAACUAGCUGCCAAAGGCAUAGUUGAUGUUGGAAGUUAUAACUUGAAUACCUGUCCGUUGUACAAGAGGAUCUCAAAUUUUUUACGACAACGAAAUUCAGAAGUCUUUCGACAACUGCGAUUUCCGUUAACCGCUCGAGAUAUGCUACGCAUCCUCGAGUCAUGUUAUAGGCGUUUGAUUUCACGAGCGGACGAUGCUGCUUCUAAUCCUCGAACAUCCUUGCCCAAGAUCACAAUGCACCUUCUGAUCGAGUGUAUCAUCGACAGAAUGCAUCAAAUCGAUUCCUCCUGGCAGGCACCUGUGAUUUUCCAGCCAUGGGUAGUUUAUUCAGCACCUUUUUUUGUUGUUAUCCAUGAUGAAAUCGACGUGGGCCGUAGUUCUGAGAAGCAAAAACGCCUCAAUUCGACGUCCACUACUUCAUCGGAUCGUUCCGGUGCUGAUGCCACUAUGGAGCCGAGUGUAUUUGAAGAACGUACUUCGCAAGCUCCUCCUCCUAGUCUGACUCCGCCCACAAUGGAAAUGUCCGAGGGAUUGUUCGAAUCAGAUCAAAAUCGAGAAUCGCCGUACAAUAUUUUCGAGGAUAGAGUUGAUGAGACGAUCCUAGCCGGAAAUGUGCUAACACAAAAUGAAAACGUACGAAGUGAAGGUUUGGGUGUUUCUCCAUCAAAACCAAACAGCCCUCCGCUUCAAACAACCAACGUUCCUAUUGAUAUUUUCGAUUCUCCUGAACCUUCACCUAAACGUCGUGGGGUUCACUGGGAGGAUGAGGAAGAUUCGUUUAGCGUUCUGAAAAUUUCUGCACCAACUCGGUCAGUCUUCACAAAAACGCUGGGUCAUAAUAAUGAACGAGAUAUCGAAGAAUCGUACGAGGGUUGGAUGCAGUUCCUCGCCUAG
This is a messenger RNA of Haemonchus placei, 2043 nucleotides long. Lineage: Eukaryota; Metazoa; Nematoda; Chromadorea; Rhabditida; Trichostrongylidae. The record is from the annotation of a GenBank genome assembly.